Schistocerca cancellata (South American locust) is the source of this 1239-nucleotide messenger RNA. RefSeq names its product pickpocket protein 28-like. Lineage: Eukaryota; Metazoa; Arthropoda; Insecta; Orthoptera; Acrididae. Gene Ontology annotation, cellular component: membrane. The transcript is spliced from 9 exons. Gene Ontology annotation, molecular function: ligand-gated sodium channel activity. Gene Ontology annotation, biological process: sodium ion transmembrane transport. The record is from RefSeq and is a predicted model, not a curated record. The coding region runs from base 1 to 1239 and encodes 412 amino acids.
AUGACGUCACUAAGAAAAAUGCGGUGGCGCAUCAGGCCAAGCCGUGACCGCAGCCCGUGCCCCACGGCACUGACAGACUACCUGCGCCACUGCAGCAUGCACGGCGUCCGCUACAUCGUCGAAGAAGGGCGCCAUUGGUCUGAGAGGCUGCUGUGGGCAGUGGGAGUACUGGCAGGCCUGGUAGGAAUGGUGCUGUUCAUGAGAGAGGUGUGGCAGCAGGUGGCAGAGUCGCCCACCGUGGUGUCUGUCGCCUCCACCGAGCACUACCUGCUGGGCACUGACUUCCCCGCAGUCACCAUCUGCAGUGUCAACAAGGUGCAGCGCUCCGCUGCCACCCGCUUCUACCACAAGUGGGGCCUGCAGGCGGUGCUCAGCGCCGGCGACUUCGAGGCGUUCGUCCGCCAGCUGGCCGGCCUGACGCAGCCGGAGCGCUUCCGAGGCGCCCUGCCGCACCGCCUCGCCGACAUGACCGCCUUCCUCACCGCGCGAAACCUCUCGCUGCGAGACGUCAUGUUGCAGAGCGGCUCUUUGCAGCUGGCGCCGUCCUGCGAGUCGCUGAUGGUCCGCUGCCUCUGGCGGAAGCAAAUCGUCAACUGCUCGCAGCUCUUCACCCGUCAGAAGUCAGACGCGGGUUUCUGCUGCUCUUUCAACUACAACACCGAUGGCCCGCUGCGCAAGGUGGAGGGCGAGGGCUACACGCAGGGCCUGACGGUGCUGGUGGACCCCCUGCUGGACGACUACUACGUGGCCGCCUACUCCUUCCACGGCCUGCAGGUGCUCAUCCACUCGCCCGUCGACUACCCGUUCGUUGCCACCAGGAGCGUCAUUGUGCGCCCCAGGACGGAGACCUUCAUGCAACCGUCUCGGCGGCCCUGCCUCUUCGGCGAGGACCCGGCGGCGCGCCGCCACGGCCCGCGCUACUCGGCCGGCAACUGCCUGCUACGCUGCCGCUCCCGCCUCAUCCACGACGCCUGCGGCUGUGCGCCCUACCACUACCUGUACACGGAGGACUUUAACUGGCUGACGGUGCGGACGGCGCAGGUGGACGGCCACAACGACUGCCUCUGCCGGCCGCUGUGCGACACGGUCAGCUUCCACACCACCGUCACCUCCGGAGACCUCUUCAACUCCAACUACGACUACAACAGCUUCUUGAGUGUACAUUCAACGUCACUGAUGAAAUCAUGCAUCCUUGUCAAGGUCGUUGGUGGUUGUCACUACCCCUGCAACCCGCACUGA